Pristis pectinata (smalltooth sawfish) is the source of this 2076-nucleotide messenger RNA. Its product is annotated as microtubule-associated protein RP/EB family member 1-like. Gene Ontology annotation, cellular component: microtubule organizing center; spindle midzone; cytoplasmic microtubule. Lineage: Eukaryota; Metazoa; Chordata; Chondrichthyes; Rhinopristiformes; Pristidae. The transcript is spliced from 7 exons. Gene Ontology annotation, biological process: protein localization to microtubule plus-end; regulation of microtubule polymerization or depolymerization; spindle assembly. The coding region runs from base 162 to 968 and encodes 268 amino acids. Gene Ontology annotation, molecular function: microtubule plus-end binding. The record is from RefSeq and is a predicted model, not a curated record.
ACGUGUACGGGAUGGCGCGUGACGUCAGCGGCGGCGGCGCUGGAUGAGUUUGAAUUAGCGGCUUUCACGUCCGAGGGAGUCCGAGCGUCGGAUCCGGUCGGUUAGAAAAGGAAGAGGGAGGAGGGCGGCAGAGAUAUCGUGAGGCGCGGCCGGUUUUAAAAAUGGCUGUAAACGUUUAUUCUACAUCUGUGACCAGUGACAACCUAAGCCGGCAUGAUAUGUUGGCUUGGAUUAACGAUUCUCUUCAAUUGAGCUAUACAAAAAUUGAACAGCUGUGCUCAGGUGCAGCAUAUUGCCAGUUUAUGGAUAUGCUUUUCCCGGGUUGUGUUGGAUUGAAGAAGGUAAAAUUUCAAGCCAAACUGGAACAUGAAUAUAUUCACAAUUUCAAGCUUUUGCAAGCAGCCUUCAAGAGAAUGGGUGUUGACAAAAUUAUCCCUGUUGAUAAGCUAGUAAAAGGGAAAUUUCAAGAUAACUUUGAGUUUGUUCAAUGGUUCAAGAAGUUCUUCGACGCAAACUAUGAUGGUAAAGAUUAUGAUCCAAUACUUGCACGGCAAGGUCAGGAUGCAGGCCCACCACCUAAUCAUGGUGACCAGGUUUUGAACAAAUCCAAGAAAACACUCCAAGGAAGCACAGUAACUCAAAAAGUUUAUCCAACACCAAAAGUUUCAAGUACUCCAAAACCUGUGUCAGCUGCACCAAAAAGGCCUGCAAUGGUGGGAAAUGGCGAUGCACAAGUUGCAGAGUUAGCUCAACAGGUCAAUGUACUAAAAAUUACAGUGGAAGAUCUUGAAAAGGAAAGAGACUUUUAUUUUGGCAAACUGAGAAAUAUUGAGUUAAUCUGUCAAGAAAAUGAACAAGAUAACGAUCCAGUGAUACAGCGAAUUGUGGAGAUCUUGUAUGCAACUGAUGAGGGAUUUGCUGUACCAGAUGUAGCAGAUGAACAGCCAGAAGAACAGGAAGAAUAUUAGACUUGGAUGCAGCAUACCUAUGGUUGGAAUAUCCUGCCAAAAAUCAUGUGUGCAUAUGCACAUCCACAGAGGAAAAGACACUCUCUUAUUUUCUGUAAAGUCAAAAGAGCUUUGUUUGUAAUUUUGUUAGUGUAAGCAAAAUUAAAAUGUACCUCCUUUCUAAAUAAGUGCACUUUGCAGAAGUUUCAGUCCAUAUUAAGCAAUGACUGCUUCUACACUUCACACCCUUGAGCAGUAUUUGCAGGUGUGGAAUGGAUAUUCUUGAAGGUCCUGCAGAGUACUAUUAUAACAUCUUGAUUUUUUUUUUGCCAUCACCAAAAGCAGACCUGCUCUUGACAGUGUUAAAGAGGUUGAUGAUAGAAUGAUCACUGCAUGAUGACUGAAAAUUGCACUGUAAUGGAAAGUGUAUAGAAUGGUUCAGAUCUUUAUACAUUAUCAGUUAUGUUAAUAGUUAUAGUGCGUCCCAAACUAUGUUGUGUGUACGUGGCAAGCCAGUUCAUUUGAUGUGCAAGAAAUAAGUUGGCAAUUAAUGCCGUGCAUGAAUUUUGUAUGGUGAAAUUGACGUUGGAUCAACUGCAGGAAAUUGCUGUGGUGCUAAAAGUUCCCACCACCACUUGUGGUUGUACUACAGCAGUAAAAUAUUUCCUGAAUUCUUCUGUGGCCUUUUAUUCCUUUAGCUGCCCUAAGACUUCAGUAUGCUGUAAGAAAAAUCAAACUUGGUCUUAAAACUACAGGGUGUUUUUCUACUCAGAUCAAUUUCUAAUAACAAUAAAGUUUGAUAUUUCAACAAAAUUGUCUGUUGGAAAUGUUGGUACAUUUAUAAUCUUUUUAAAUAUUCUGAUUACUUAGAACAUUUCUAAAGAAUAGUUUAUUGCUAAUUUAAUUCAAUCGGUUGUAAUAUUUAAAGCUACAUUUGUUCUGAUUAAGAUUUUGUUUAUUCAGUAACAAGGAUUAGAACAAGAAAGGAGGUUAAUUAGGCUACGUUAUGGAAAUUUUUCUCUGCUGCUUUAUUUCCUUCCUAGUCGGAAAGAUGUCCUUUUUAUUUAGUGUUAUCAAUAAAAUGCCCAUCUUUUGUAUAUUGAAAACUAUUAAAAAAAAAACAAUUUAA